CAACCAUCUUACACCUUCUUCACUAAAAUCACCAUCUCAGAAUACAGCCACUUCUGCUUCUGUGCUUCUGCAUAUCUGUGCUUCUGCUUCUGCUUCUUCUGCAUCAUAUUGUUAAUUUUCUCUGCUAAAUAUGCUCACAUGCACCAUUACUCUUCUCAUCAUAAUUAAUUCAUGAGUGCAAUCACUUUGUAAGUUUUGCCUAAAAGCUACACUCUAGAGACCUUCCUUUCUCCUCAAUCUCAUCCUUUCUUCUCAAAAUCAACACAAAAAUCUCCUACUGUUCUCCUUCUUGAAUGUAUUAGAUAAUGGGGCACCACUCUUGCUGCAACAAGCAGAAGGUCAAAAGAGGGCUUUGGUCACCUGAAGAGGAUGAGAAACUCAUCAACUACAUCACAACUUACGGACAUGGCUGCUGGAGUUCUGUCCCAAAACUUGCAGGCCUGCAAAGGUGUGGAAAGAGUUGCAGAUUAAGAUGGAUAAAUUAUCUGAGACCUGAUUUGAAACGUGGAAGCUUCUCUCCUCAAGAAGCAGCUCUCAUUAUUGAACUCCAUAGCAUUUUAGGGAACAGGUGGGCUCAGAUAGCCAAGCACCUACCUGGAAGAACAGAUAAUGAGGUGAAAAACUUUUGGAAUUCAAGCAUAAAGAAGAAACUCCUUUCUCAUGAUGCUGUCAUUCCUCCUUUAGCCACAUUUUCUGAUUUUCAUCACAGCCCCAUCACUUCCAUGGAAACUUUCUUCCCUUUUACUGCAAACCCUAAUCUCAUCUUAAACUUCCACCAUUUCACAGACCAGCUCUACCUUCCCACCACACCAUCCCCAUUCCUACAAGCUUUUGAUCACAACAAUGAUGUCAAGUUAGGUUUCAACACUUACAAUGCCGAUUUCCUUCAUAUUCAGAAUCCAGCACUACCAGAAACAGCACUACCUUCUUCCAACCCAAAUGAAGAAAAUCAAAUCUCCAAAAGUGACACCACCUCGGACUAUGUUCUUGACAGAUUCAUCAACCCAGCAGCAUUGCAGCAACAUGAAUAUCUCUUGGUAGAAGAACCCCUUGUGCCUAUAGUCGGUGAGAACAUUGAGGAUAAUUAUGUUUGCAGCAUCCCAUUCUCAUCCACUCCCCAAGAACAACACGAGACUACAGCAAAAUUUCAGUGUUAUCCACAAGAUCUAGCUGUGGCAGUGAACCAAUUAGAGUACAUUGAUGCCUUCAUGUCAUUGUUGCCAUCUUCAACAGUUUCAAGCACCCAAAAAGUCCCAAACCCUAUUAUUCCCUCAGGAUGGGAGCCUUGAACAUUGGUACUAUUUAUAGAUAUAAAUUUAAUUUUAUCUAUAUAUAGUACAUUUAAUUAA
This is a messenger RNA of Vigna umbellata (rice bean), 1349 nucleotides long. RefSeq lists its product as uncharacterized. The record is from RefSeq and is a predicted model, not a curated record. Lineage: Eukaryota; Viridiplantae; Streptophyta; Magnoliopsida; Fabales; Fabaceae.